Molecule: messenger RNA, 5525 nt
Organism: Seriola aureovittata
Lineage: Eukaryota; Metazoa; Chordata; Actinopteri; Carangiformes; Carangidae
Gene: mtus2a
Product: microtubule associated tumor suppressor candidate 2a
Exons: 16
Coding region: 403-4806 (1467 amino acids)
Cellular component (GO): nucleus; cytoplasm
Molecular function (GO): microtubule binding
Source: RefSeq, a predicted model, not a curated record
CAGCACCGCACCUCCUCCUCCGCCUCCUCCUGUCCGCAGCAUCUCUCUCUCUCUCUCUCUCUCUCUCUCUCUCUCUCUCUCUCUCUCUCCUUGCACUGUUUCUGCCACUCAGAGAGAGAGAGAGAGGAGGGAGUGGAAAGACACGCUUGUGUUUUGUUUUGCAACUCCUGCGUCUGACCGACAUUCUUCCAUGAAUCAACACCAGAGAAACCUACAGAUUGAACAGACCACCACAACCCCCGAAGAGCUAUCAAAGACAGCUUUCUUAACUCACAGUAAAUGCAAGCGAAAAAGAUUUCAUGAGAUGACAUUUCGUCCUUGGAAGACUCAACUGAAGGGCCAUCAUCGCACAGACCCUCAAGAGGAGAGACAGGGAGGGAAGAAAUAUUUCUAACUCCAUAUAUGGCCAAUCGGUCCAACAUGAGCAUCCCGACUAGUUUCCAGGGACCGAGGGUCAAUGUCGACAGAGGAGACAAGAUUGGAAACAAAACGCAGAUCCAGUUCCCCCAGGCUGGGGAUGAUAAUGCCAAUCGAUUAUCUUCAAUCGGUGGUCAACAAGGAAGAGGGCUGAUAGAGGACACGGGUUACAGCACAACUUCCAUUCCUCCUUUGGUCUCUAAAAGGGAAUCCCCUGACAAGUUAGUGAUCUGGGGAUCUGAGCAGCAGUGCAUGGAGUUUUUGGAGUGUGAGGAGAUACAUGCAUUCUUGGAAGACAGGGAUCAGGAGGAGGAGAAUGAGGAGGAAGAUGAUGGAGGGAGUAUGAGAGAUGGAAAAGACGACGGUGCCAUGUCCAUAUCCUCCAGUUCAACUGCCAGCUCUGCUUCGAUCGGCGUGAGGAGAAAUGACAACGACAGCAACAAAGUGGAGAGCAGGAUACAGAGGGGCAAAGAGGUGCAGAAAAGGAUUGCCUGUCAUAGCACUGAAGAGCUUGACACAUGUGUGACAGGCUCCAUAGACAAAAGGGACACCAGGUCAGGCAGGGAGAGGCGGAAGGGAGUUCUGAAGGAGUCAAAGUCUGAGACAAAUGUGUUUGUCUCCAGUUUGUCAGCCGUUUCCCUCAGCGGGAGCUUGUCCAGUGCUCUGGAUGGCAGCGGAGAAGCACAGUCUCCAAUCUCUCUGUCCAACUCCAAGACCCACCCUUAUCCAAAUGCUAACAACACUACCUCAGGCCAGACCAGGAGAAGGGCAGUCUCUGUAGAUGCCAACCAGAACUCUGCAUCAUCGCAUCCUCAGGAGAUACAUGACCAUCCUCAGUUCUGCAGCCAGGAUCAGAGACAGAGGGAGGGAAGCCAUCAUAGAAAUGGAUUGUCCUCGGAUGUGGGGCUGGGCCAAAGGAGGAAGGCUGGAUUUGAGGAGAGGGUUCUGCCACCGCGACGGCAACAGCUCGUCAGACCCCUCUGUCAGACAGAGAUGGGAAGAGCGAGGUGUUUAGCAGAGCCCAGUGCUCAUCAAGCUGAGAUGGGGCAACCCGCUUCUCCUGACCACACCCCAGAUUCAUACAGUAACGGGUCAAACAGAAAGUUUACAAAAACAUCUUUACGUGAACCAUCAGAUUUCUCCCACCUGUACAGCACAUCUGCAGUCCCCCAGCCCAGGCAGCCCAACCCAGCGGCCCAGAGGGAGGCUCCACCUGUGGAGACACAGGUGGCUUCAGCCCAGCGGCGUAGUUCCAGUCCAUCUAUCCCUUCCACCUUAGAGAAGAGACCCCAGACCCAGCUCACAUACAGAAGGAAUUGCUCCAGUCCCAACAGGACUGGGGUUGAAUCCAGGUCAUCUACCCCUCCCCACUCCCCUCUCAGGACACCCCAGGGCUCACCACGCAGGCAACCCUCCAUGUACCUCGUUUCCAGGAAUGUCUCUGGAGUGGUUAAACACAUCCCGUCAGGAUGCAACCCUGCUGUAACAACGUCGGCUCAGGGCUAUGGCAACAGUUGCUUGAGAGCACCAGUCAAAACUAAUAUAAGCACAAGCGGAAUCCCCAAAGCGCCUCUAAACAGCCAGCAGAGCUCUCCCCAAUCCAACCACAGCUCCAGUCCCAAAGAGAGCUCUCCAUCGCCGAAACUUAAGCCUAAAGGGGUUCGGCCUAAAAUCAUUACCUACGUCCGAAAGAAUCCUCAGUUUAAGCCCCAAGCUGCUGACGGACCUUAUCAGGUAUCCUCUCUACCGUCCAGGCUCUCUGCAUAUGCACACGGCCAAGCACCCACCUCCUUCAAAGGCACCCCUAAAGACCCCUCCAAGCCUGACGCAGAAACCAGAGGACCCCCGGUGCUCGUUGCCUCCAAUCUGCUCUAUGACAAGUACCGUCAAGAGAUGCAGACGACGAGCAUCUUCCCAUCAGGUGUGCUGAGCAGGAGUAUCAGGCCCCCCGGGCACACAAACACUGUCCCGCCUGCACACACACACAGUCAUACAGCACCACCCAAGCUGAGCAGCAAAGUAGACAACUUCUACGGGCCGCCAUCAGAAGUGGGAAGAUCUGCCGGUUUUAAAGGGAGUUCUCCUGAGGACGCGCUGCAGCAUCGGGCAGCUGCUCAGGCCGGAGGGAGCGGCAGCCUCCUGCGCUCCGGCAGAGGUCUGCGUCUGGGCCUGGGGGCUGUCACCAGGACAGCUACAGGCUCAGCCAAGGGCAGAGGACCCUGUCAGGGUCAGAGGUCAACGCUGGUCUUCAGCCAGCCUGUCCAGCCUGUCAGCCCAGCGACCAGUCAGAAAGAUAACACAGAUGACCAGGUUUUCACCCAACAUGCUGCUCCUCCUGCUCCUGCUCCUGCUCCAGCUCCUGCUCCUGCUCCAGUUCCUCCUCCAGCGUCAGCAGCAGCCCAGCCCCUGGCCCCAGCGUCCAGGUCUAUGCUUCCCAAGGCCAGCCAGUCGGGCCUGCGUCCCCCAGGCUUCAGCUCCAGCCGCCUCCCUGCGGGCCGCCUGGCGGCCUUCGGCUUUGUCAGGAGCUCCAGCGUGUCCUCUGUCUCGUCGGCUCACUCUGCCGACAGCACACAGAGUGACCCCUGCAGGACAGCUCACCGUCUGAGUGUGAGUGAGGAGCCUCCUCUUCACAGAGUGACCACCAGCCCUCCAUCAACAGAUCACCAGAGAGGCGCACCAUGCCGCAGCAACAGUCUCCAGCCACCAUCCACCCCGGCUCUGCCCCGGCGCUACCUGCCCCCCCAGCCAAGAAGCUCCCCUGGAGUGGGCAGGAAGGAGUUUCAGCGCAGUUCAGAGGUCACACGUUCCCUCCCGUCCUCCCCGAAGAGGCUGGCCGUGGUUCCUCCUAAACCUCAGUCCCCUGUCCAGUCUGUGCAGCGGCCCGCAGCGGCAGUGCGAGGGUCGGCUCCCCCGGGGUCCCCUCGCCGCGUGGCCCCACUCAGGCUGCAGCAGGAACAGCAGGAGAGCCUGCAGAGAGAGAAAGAGGAGGCUCAACAGAAAGAGAGAGAAAGGCAAGCAGGGGAGAGAGAAAAAGAGGAGCAAAGGGAGGAGGUUCAGAGGCUGCAGGGACGCUGUGAGCAGCAAGAAAGGCAGAUGAGAGUGCUAAGAGAGGAACUGAGGAAGACCUCCUUAGGCCUAGAAGCCUUCAUCAUCACCACUCAGCAUUACUGCCUCAAGAAUAAAACUACAGAAGAAAAUCAAAGGAAAUUGUCUGUGGAAAUGCAAAAGAUCAGAGAGGAAAUGGCAUCUAACUCAGCCCGAUGGGAGAGACUCCAGCGGGAAAAGACAGUGCUGGAGGUGGCGUUUGAGCGAGAGUUGCAGGAGCUGCAGCUGCAGCAGGAGGCAGAGCUGGCUGCUGUGGAGGAGGGGCUUAGAAAGUGUCACUCAGCAGAGACAGAACACUUGAAGGUGGAGCAUCAGUCAGAGAUGGAGGAGCUUAGGACCCAGCAACAGGAACAGGUGGAGGAGAUGACAGUCAACCACCAGGCAGCCAUUCAGGAGCUCAGAGACAUGCAUAACAUCACCAUGGCAACACUGCAUGAGGAGCACGCCCGUACCAUGAGAGACUUAAGGAAAGCUCAUGAGCAACAGAAGAUGCUUCUAGAGGAGGAUUUUGAGAAACUCAGGCUUUCUCUACAGGAUCAAGUGGAUACUCUCACAUUUCAAAAUCAGAGUCUGAGGGACAAAGCCAAACGUUUUGAGGAAGCUUUGAGGAGGAGUACAGACGAACAGAUAGUUGAUGCUUUAGCUCCGUACCAGCACAUUGAGCAAGAUCUGAAGAGCCUGAAGGAGGUUGUAGAAAUGAAGAACCAGCAGAUACACCAACAAGAGAAGAAGAUAACCGACCUGGAGAGAGUGCAGGCCCAAAAGAACGUGUUCCUUGAGGAGAGGGUCCAGGUUCUGCAGCAGCAGAAUGAAGAUCUGAAGACACGUAUAGAAAUGAACCUAGCUCUCUCCAGGCAACUAUCAGAGGAGAACGCCAACCUCCAGGAUUCUGUGGAGAAGGAGAGCACCGAGAAGAAGCGUCUGAGUCGGAACAACGAGGAGCUGCUGUGGCGUCUCCAGACCAGUCCCCUCAUGUCCCCCGCCUCCUCCCCGCUGCACCGCUCCUUCUCCACCUCCCCCGUCCCCUCAUCCCCAUUCUUCUCCUCCUCACCUGUAACAGGGUGCGACUCCCCCAGUCACUGCUGCGGCUGUUCCCAGCAAGUUCAGUACUCCUCCCCCUCCCACAGAGCCACCACCAAUCAAAAUCUCUCCCCGGGGCCUGCCACACCCACUCACAGGGCAGCAAGUAAUCAGAAUUACUCCCCCGGCCCGGCCACGCCCACACACAGAGCAUCGGUCAACCGCUGUAACUCACCCGCUAGUCUCAACUCUUUACAGAGAUAGACUCGCAUCUUUCUCCCUCCAGUUUCUUACAUGGCUCAUUCUCUUUCAUUCCCUUCAUUCUCCCGUCUCCUCCCCCCUUUUUUUGAAUGUGAAUGGAAUUGUAAUACAUGUUGGAGAAGAACAACGACUGUGGUCUAGAGUCAUCACAGGAUAAACUGGACAGACAGUGUCAAAGCACAGAGGUUACAACGCCUCUACAGCUGGUGGUGUCCAUCAUGCAUCUACUUUAUACAGAGAGAUACAAUAAGACAGUGAAUACUGUAAUUGGGAAAAAUGAUGCCAGUGACUGCAACUCAGUUCUUUAUUCCAACUUGUAUUAAUGCAGAGUCUUGAAAUGUAGACUGUAUAUACUGUAUGAUAGUUAAACCUCCCCUGCAUGGGUAGUCAUGAGUCCCACAUAGACAGAAACAGACAGAAAGUAGCACACUCUUGUCACCAGAAUACAAUAGUCGUCCUUGAUAAAAUAAGCUAUAUUCUUUCUCAUUGAGAUUUGUUCUCAUAGUCAGUUCGUUUUUAAACGAUGAAUUGCAAUUGAACUGAAUCAGUUUUCUGCCGAAAUGUUUUUCUUUUGUUUUUUUCAUCUGGAAAAAUCCCCAACAAAGCGCCUUAUACUUGGUCCUGCCGUCUCACCAGCAGAGAACGACCAGCAUUUUAUUUCAUAAAAAGGACUUUGCAUAAAGAAUUGGUUUGUAAAUCAGAGCAAAUCAUGUUUCUCAGCA